Molecule: messenger RNA, 1776 nt
Organism: Papilio polytes (common Mormon)
Lineage: Eukaryota; Metazoa; Arthropoda; Insecta; Lepidoptera; Papilionidae
Product: spermatogenesis-associated protein 6
Exons: 7
Coding region: 138-1196 (352 amino acids)
Biological process (GO): spermatogenesis
Molecular function (GO): myosin light chain binding
Source: RefSeq, a predicted model, not a curated record
CGCUAUGUCACAACAUUGGAGUAAAACUUAAACUUUAUUGAAAAUCUUUUAGUUUUUGAGGUGCCAUAAAUUCAUGUAAUAAAAGUUGUUUAGUAAAUAUGUUUAAGGAUGAUCAAAUUUCAUAGUAAUAAUAUAAUAUGCCAAAAGUUAUAGAGUUAACAAUUCAAGUCGAUGUACAAAAGGUAUCAUGUCCAGGUGUAUGGUUAUGCCAGUCCGGUCGAGUGUCAUUAAUCGUGUUUGCACUCGGCACAAGCUAUCAGACAUGUAUGCUGCCGCCUGUCUUCCCGCUCAUGUUCAAAGAUGUCUUCUAUUUCCAGAAGCGAUUUCGGGAGACUUGUGCUCUCAACAAUAUUUGCUGUUUAUUAAAAAAUGAAACAAUAUAUUGUGAGUUGGUGCAAUGGGCUGAUAGCUGUGAUUCAGACAAAUGUAUGCUGUUAGCGCAAUACUUGGGCGCUCUUAAUGACAUCUUGUUCCCGCCCAACACUUGUUCCACUGAUGGAGUUGAUCUCCUCAUGCGAAGAACAAAAGGCUUUCCUGGAAUCUUAUCACCUAAGAUAGAGAUAUCUACCAAAGUUCGUAUUGAUGAAAUAUUAAACCAGAAGAAUAAAGUGACAAGUGGGCCAGUAUGUAACUGUGAGACAGUGCCUGAUUCAGACGGUUCUAGACAGAAACCUGUCUGUCAUUCUCCAUUGUACCAUAGGGCCAGGUGCUAUGGAAGAGGUCCAUUCACAAACGUCAGAUCGCGGUCUCGGUCAAUAGAGACGAAAUCUUGCGCCAGUUUUCAACCGAAAGAAUCGGGCUAUGUAUCAAACAUCUACCUCCCGGAUAGGAGGUUCCGGGGGCACUCGCGGUCCCCGCGGCGCUCCCCGGGCCGCGCGCGCCGCCCCUACCACGUCUACAACGUGGAGGCGAGCGCCACGCCCUGGCAGCCCGCCUCGCCCGCCAAUGAUGAUAAUAAAGAUGAAUAUGAUGAUAUCGAUUCAAGAACCAGUGAUCACAAUCUGAAGCUCGAGCCGGUGAAUGCGUUGUUACCCGAAGAGGAGCGCAUUCAGCGCCUGCUGGUGGAGAGCCGCUACAUCGAGGAGCCGCGCGGCGCGCGCGCCCGCCCGCACCGCCCGCUGCCCCGCCAGCCCUGCGUCUGCGACAUCUGCCUCAGGUACCACCAGCUGUUCCACUCCGACUCCGGUGAUAGUUGAUUCACAAAUAAUUUAUUAUUUCUAAGUAAUAUAAGAUGAAAUAUAGAUUUUUCAAAAAAAAAAAUUUUUUUUGUUAUAUUUUUUGUUGUAUUAUUUAGAAAAAUAAUGUUGUUUAUUAUUAAAUGAAAAGAUGAAUUGCAAUAUAACGGUGUGAAAAUACCUACUAAGUGAAGUUUGAAAAAAAACAAGAUGAAUUUUUUUUUUCCAAAAAAUUAUACAUUUUUUUACAAUUUACUUUGUAAUUUGUCUCCAACUUGUUGGGAAAUAAGCAAUAUGAAUAUUACUCGGGUAAUAAAAAUCAUAUGCAAUAGACAAGGAAUAAUUAUACAAAUUGAAUAAAAAUAAAUUAAGUAUCGAAAUAUAGAGUACUUGUAGAUACAUGAAAACUAUGUAGCUAAAUGCACACACAUUUUUGGGUGUUUUUGCAGAAAUUAUCAAACUAUAAUAAAAUUGCAAGCUUAUGUUAUUUUAAAAUGUGCAGAAUUUAACAGUAAAUCUAAACCACAAAAUAAUUGCGAAACUAUUAAAUCGAGAUUUAUAAGAAAGUAUUUAAAGAAAAAAUAUUAAAAAAAAAUUAUCA